Molecule: messenger RNA, 1015 nt
Organism: Mercenaria mercenaria
Lineage: Eukaryota; Metazoa; Mollusca; Bivalvia; Venerida; Veneridae
Product: protein LLP-like
Exons: 4
Coding region: 98-442 (114 amino acids)
Biological process (GO): dendrite extension
Cellular component (GO): nucleolus
Molecular function (GO): RNA binding
Source: RefSeq, a predicted model, not a curated record
GUCUGACCCUUAUGGUAUGGUAGAGCUAUUUAAUUAAUUUGUUUACAAACACACGUGUUUCUUCCAGUCGGGAAGCUCUUCGCUAAUCUCGAAGACCAUGGCUAAAAGUAUAAGAAGCAAGCGAAGAAGGAAGAUGAGAGCAGUUAAACGUGAACAGUUUGGAAAGAAAGAAUUGGAAAGAUUAAAAGGUGUUGUAGAAAGGGCCAAGGCAGCAGAAGAUGUAGAAAUGAAAGAAAUGUUUACAGAAAAGACAGCAGCUCAGUUAAAGGAACAAAACAAAGAUGGUGAAAAGAUGGACACUUCAAAAGCUUCAAGAAAUUACAAUCCAAAGACUUUAAAAAAUGAGCACGGAAAUUUCCCAGUAUGGAUGAGUCAAAGAAAAGUAAAAAAGGUGAAGAAAAUGCAGAAAAAGAAAGCAAAAGCAAAGGCGAAGAAGAAGUGAUAUAGCCAGUUUUGUUACGUUCAGGACUCUUGGGUUAAGUUUAUCUUAUUCAUAGGAAGCACUCUGUAUAUACUUCCACAUAAAACAGUAUGUGACUCUUAAAGUUAUAAAAGUGAGAAUUGAAACCACUGUCAGGAUGCACUUUGCCAUUGGUCAGUUUCAAAAUUGUGAUAAGAAACAACCAAUGAGAUCCCUGAGAUUUUGAAACUGGUUUCCAGUGACAGAUGUACAUAACAUUGUUCCCACAGUUUAGAGACCAGUUAUAUAAUUCACUCCAGUGGUGUUAAGAUAGACCUUCUUAGUUGAACAGUAAACAAAAACAAAAUAUACAUGUAUGAAGAAAGAUAAAAAGCAAAAGCUUUAGCUAUAAUAAAGUAGUGACGAGGGUUUUUGAUCUUGUGUGAAAUAAUAAUUUUCAAACAUGUUUAUGCUUAAAAUUCCUUUAAUUAUAUGUACUUACCACUUUGCUUAUUUUCAUCAUAGGUAUUACCUUUUCAAAUUUAUGUCCUCAUCAAAUAUACAUAGACUUUGUAUGCAGAGCUGCAUGUUCCAUUAAGUAUGUGUUAUUAGUCA